AACACCAACACACUUGGGAAUAAUGAAGGGACUAGCAGUGGAUUUCUCUUUUGCGCUUCUUCUCCUGGUGGAUUUGGUUCUGGCUCUCGCCGCGCAGCCUUUCCCUGGCAUGCACCCUGACGCACUGCUCCGUGGGAUGAACAGCGGCUCCAGACGCACCGUGCAGCGGCAAAAGACCAGCAGGCUGCCCCUCUACAUGAUGCAGCUCUACCGGACCAUGCUGUCCGAGGACCGGGCCCGGACUCCGGCUGACACCGUGAGCCACACCGAGGACAACCCCGGCCUGCAUGACUCCGACUCUGUCAUCAGCCUUGUCGCUAAAAAUUGCCAGCAGAUCGGCAAGAGGUGGUCCGUCAUCUUUGACCUGUCCUCCAUGUCUGCAAGCGACAAUGUCCAACUGGCUGAACUUCGCAUCCGCCUGCCUGCUUUCACCGAGUCCUCCAGAGCCUCAGUGGACAUCUACCACUCCCACAGAGACCAGUGCUCCGGCAUACACUGCCAAGGAAACAGGUUGUUCCUGGGCCGCUUGAGAGCUCCUCCCAGUUCCGUGGUCUCUCCCUCCUCCUGGAAGGUGUUCAACAUGACAGAGAUACUCCGUCACUGGCUGCAGCAGGAACACGCCACACAGAGGCCAGAAGAGGUUGAUCCUGAGGUGAGGGAUGAUGAUGAGGAGGAGGAGAAGCAGCAGGAGGGAGUCCAACAUCCUACAGCUGACCGGGUCAUGAUGGUGGUCUUCUCCAGGCAGAACCCUAACAGCCAGCGAAUGCCGACUCUCAUCCGCACAGCGGAGCACUCCAAGUAUGUCAGCCUGGACAGAGAGCGAGUGACGGCUGGCUCUGGCUCAAGGUUGAGGAGCCACAGAACCAAGAGGCACCACCACAACCAACAGCAGAGCCAGAGAGUGGCAGGAGCUGCUCCAGCCAGCAAGCCCACAGAGGAGGAGAAGGGUCCUCUGUGCAGAAAGGUGGACAUGUGGGUUGACUUUGAGAAGAUCGGCUGGAGCGAGUGGAUUGUCUAUCCCAAAAGGUACAACGCCUAUCGCUGUGAGGGGAGCUGUCCUACACCAGUAGACGAGACCCUCACCCCGACCAACCAUGCAUACAUGCAGAGCCUAUUGAAACUUCACCACCCACACAAGGUGCCAUGUCUGUCCUGUGUGCCCACACGCCUGGCGCCGCUUUCCAUGUUGUACUUUGAGAAUGGGAAGAUGGUCAUGAGGCAUCACCAGAACAUGGUUGUGGAGGAGUGCGGCUGUCACUGAGCAAAAGCUAAAAAUCUGUUGUUUAAAGAUCCAAGAAACUGUUGCAAAUUGGCACAGAAGAAUCUUACAACUGCAGAACUGAGCUGCUCAGAGGCAUAAAGUGGAUGGAUGUCCACAGGCACUUUACAGAGACACUGGGACAGAGGCUGUUGCUGUGAUGCAGGACCAGAAAGAAGGGAACUCCUGUAUAUGAUGGACAUUGCUCUCUAAAUUAUGGAUUUUAAAAAUUAAGUUAUAAAUUGUUGGUACUUUUUGCAGAUUAGGUGAUCCAAGUUGUGCCUUAGAUAAAUAACACUAUGCAAGAUUGCAAGUAUAUUCAAGGUAAAAAGGACUGAAUAGAAAAAAAAAACAACAUCUAGACAAAAGCACAACAUGGUCACAGACUGAAGCACUAUAGAACAUUUUAAAAACAGUUGUACAUGAAAGGUAUUAAUGUACAAACUUCUUCUUCAUGCUUGAAGGGUAAAGUUUUUAAUGCCGUUGAAAUGACAAAUGCAAAUGUCAGAAUGGUGUAAGCGCUUUGA
Thunnus maccoyii (southern bluefin tuna) is the source of this 1785-nucleotide messenger RNA. Its product is annotated as nodal homolog 2-A-like. The record is from RefSeq and is a predicted model, not a curated record. The coding region runs from base 23 to 1261 and encodes 412 amino acids. The transcript is spliced from 3 exons. Gene Ontology annotation, cellular component: extracellular region. NCBI's taxonomy places the organism in Eukaryota, Metazoa, Chordata, Actinopteri, Scombriformes, Scombridae. Gene Ontology annotation, molecular function: cytokine activity; type I activin receptor binding; growth factor activity. Gene Ontology annotation, biological process: SMAD protein signal transduction; BMP signaling pathway.